GGCUUGACUCCCACCGCUCCGGCAUAGUCGAUGCGAUCGCCAGCAAGGUCUCUAUGUGGGUGCCUGGAAUGUAUGAUAGCGGAGCUUACGCGUCUUCUGGGGCCGCUGAGAGCAAGAAUGUGGUUGAUCCAGUAGCUGGUGAGGAUGACGCUGCUACAACU
This is a messenger RNA of Nannochloropsis gaditana CCMP526, 161 nucleotides long. RefSeq lists its product as uncharacterized. The transcript is spliced from 2 exons. The record is from RefSeq and is a predicted model, not a curated record. The annotation marks the transcript as partial.